AUGGAGGGGGAGGAGGAGGAACCACCCCAGGAGGCAGCCAUGGAGCCAGGCAUGACCUCAGAGCCUGCCGAGGUGGCUUCCAGGGAGGCCCCCGGAGAAGCCCAGAGUAUGUCUGACAUGGACGCCUUCAACCUGCUGCUGGAGGUAAAGCUAAAGCGGCGGCGAGAGCGGCCAGCCUUGCCACACACCGUGACUGAGCUGGUGGCCGAGGAUGGGAGCCGUGUGUACGUGGUGGGCACAGCCCACUUCAGUGAUGACAGCAAGAGGGACGUUGUCAAGACCAUCCGGGCGGUCCAGCCUGAUGUGGUGGUGGUGGAGUUGUGUCAGUACCGCGUGUCCAUGCUCAAGAUGGACGAACGGACGCUGCUGCACGAAGCCAAAGAGAUCAGCCUGGAGAAGCUUCAGCAGGCUGUCCGCCAGAAUGGGGUCAUGUCGGGGCUCAUGCAGAUGUUGCUGCUGAAGGUGUCGGCUCACAUCACCGAGCAGCUGGGCAUGGCGCCCGGUGGCGAGUUCAGAGAGGCUUUCAAGGAGGCCAGCAAGGUGCCUUUCUGCAAGUUCCACCUGGGUGACCGGCCCAUCCCUGUCACCUUCAAGAGGGCCAUCGCGGCCCUAUCCUUCUGGCAAAAGGUCAAGUUGGCCUGGGGCCUCUGCUUCCUGUCAGACCCCAUCAGCAAGGACGACGUGGAGAAGUGCAAGCAGAAGGACCUGCUGGAGCAGAUGAUGGCCGAGAUGAUCGGCGAGUUCCCCGACCUGCACCGCACCAUUGUCUCCGAGCGCGACAUCUACCUGACCUACAUGCUCCGCCAGGCUGCAAGGCGCUUGGAGCUGCCUCGCUCCUCUGACGCCGAACCCAGGAAGUGUAUCCCGUCUGUGGUCGUGGGUGUCGUGGGCAUGGGCCACGUGCCCGGCAUCGAGAAGAACUGGAGCACUGAGCUCAACAUCCAGGAAAUCAUGACCGUGCCCCCACCGUCCAUCUCCGGCCGAGUGUCCCGGCUGGCUGUGAAGGCUGCCUUCGUGGGUCUCAUGGGCUACAGCCUGUACUGGCUGGGCCGCCGCACAGGGAGCCUGGUCCUGGCGCUACCUGCUGUGCAGGGCUGCCUCCGGAGAGCGUCCGCCAUCCUGCCCAAGAAGUAG
Messenger RNA from Chrysochloris asiatica (Cape golden mole), 1134 nucleotides. It is a transcript of the gene TRABD, whose product is annotated as TraB domain containing. The coding region runs from base 1 to 1134 and encodes 377 amino acids. The record is from RefSeq and is a predicted model, not a curated record. The transcript is spliced from 9 exons. Lineage: Eukaryota; Metazoa; Chordata; Mammalia; Afrosoricida; Chrysochloridae.